Molecule: messenger RNA, 1793 nt
Organism: Megalops cyprinoides (Indo-Pacific tarpon)
Lineage: Eukaryota; Metazoa; Chordata; Actinopteri; Elopiformes; Megalopidae
Gene: jkamp
Product: jnk1/mapk8 associated membrane protein
Exons: 7
Coding region: 100-1023 (307 amino acids)
Biological process (GO): response to unfolded protein
Cellular component (GO): membrane
Molecular function (GO): ubiquitin protein ligase binding
Source: RefSeq, a predicted model, not a curated record
CGUUUUGCCUAACACCAAGUUGUCGGAAAAAAUCAUCAGAUGCGGAAUUAUCUGUUUUUCACGAUUAAGGGUACUCAAGGAGCUCGCUAGCUAUAUAUCAUGGCUGUAGUAAUGAGCUCGACGUGCCCGGGAUUGUAUUGUGGAAAGACACUGAUUAACGGCUCUUUCGAGGGGGAAUGCGGGGUGUGUCCACGAGGUGAGAGGACCAAUGCGCACAAGAUCUGUGAAAAAUGUACAGAGUCCCCAGAGCUCUAUGACUGGCUGUACCUAGGUUUCAUGGCAAUGCUUCCUCUUGUACUGCACUGGUUCUUCAUUGAAUGGUAUUCUGGGAAGAAGAGCUCCAGUGCACUCUUCCAGCACAUCACAGCACUGUUGGAGUGCAGUGUGGCAGCCAUCAUGACGCUGCUGGUUAAUGACCCAGUGGGUCAGCUGUCCAUCCGGUCCUGCAGGGUCCAGAUGCUGUCGGACUGGUACACCAUGCUGUAUAACCCCAGCCCAGACUAUGUCACUACACUGCAUUGCACACAAGAGGCUGUCUUCCCUCUGUACACAAUAGUGUUAAUAUACUACGCUUUCUGCCUGGUGCUCAUGAUGCUGUUGAGGCCACUGCUGGUGAAGAAGAUUGCAUGUGGUUUAGGAAAAUCGGACCGCUUUAAAAGCAUCUAUGCUGCCCUCUAUUUCUUCCCAAUUCUCACGGUUCUGCAGGCUGUAGGAGGAGGCCUCCUCUACUAUGCAUUUCCAUACAUUAUCUUGGUCUUGUCCUUGGUCACGCUUGCAGUGUACAUGUCAGCCUCAGAAAUACAGUCCUUCAAAAACCUGAUUGCCAAGAAAAAGAGGUUGGUGGUUCUGUUCAGCCAUUGGCUGCUCCAUGCAUAUGGCAUCAUCUCAAUCUCCCGAUUGGACAAACUGGAGCAGGACCUGCCUCUGUUGGCCCUGGUACCUGGUCCUGCACUCUUCUACCUACUCACCGCCAAGUUCACCGAGCCGAACAGGAUCCUGUCAGAAGGGGGAAAUGGGCACUGACAGCUCUAAGUUAGGAAACAUGCCUUCUAAUUGCUUGUGUGGUCAGUGUUCACACAGGUUUGCCAUGUUUUGCCCAGUCAGCAGCUGUCAACAUGGGGAGGGGAUCUACUGGUUUCAGCUGCGGUUUACCCUUGCUUUGUCUGUUGUACCUGCUGCAGACCCAGAAUUGGUGACUGCUCUAUGGGUAGUCGCAUGUUACAGUCCAUCCAAAAUGAAUAUUGAAAUUACUUACUGUACAUACUUGUAGAAAGUGAAGCUACACAUCUGUAAUUCACAUAUCACCUUAAUGUGUGACUUACAUUGUACCAAUACAUAUUUGUGAUCAAAUUAAUCUGUCUUCUGACUUGUGCAUUGAAUUGAACUGGAUCCAGUCUUAAUGUCUGCAUUGUACAUUUUCUAUCCCAAAUAAUUAGGAAAUUUGCAAUGUAGUUCACCCCAUAUGCUAUACAGUAUGUUGUACUAAUUUGUCAUUUGUCAUAAUUGUGGUACAGUCAUGUGUAGUCCUUGAAAUGCAGGUGUUGACAUUGUGCUGUGAUUGCCUCAGAUCACAAUGGUGUUGAGAGGGAAAACUGUUCUAUAUGGCUGAAAGAAAUGUCAGUAUCAGUGUGCCAAAUCCUUUGUUGUAUCCUUUCCCAACACACAGGUAAAACUGCAUUCAGCACUAAAGAAACCAAAUUUUGUAAAUCUACUCUGCAUGUAGGAUAAUCAAACACAUUAAUGUAAUAUUUUGCUGCUGUAUAUAAAUACUAAUAUGUAUAUAUCUGUGCAAA